Messenger RNA from Pseudophryne corroboree (corroboree frog), 3136 nucleotides. RefSeq names its product kelch repeat and BTB domain containing 12 (gene KBTBD12). The transcript is spliced from 6 exons. Gene Ontology annotation, molecular function: protein binding. The record is from RefSeq and is a predicted model, not a curated record. The coding region runs from base 213 to 2072 and encodes 619 amino acids. NCBI's taxonomy places the organism in Eukaryota, Metazoa, Chordata, Amphibia, Anura, Myobatrachidae.
AUUGAUCACAGUUCCCUAAAUAGUGUAGUUGGUUGAGUCGGCCCCCCCAUAGGGCCAGCUGCAGACCUGGGAAGUGCAGACGCAUAAUACACCCUGUGUGUGAUUCGCGGCAUGAUGCCUCUUGUUCCUGGACCCACCUGGUAAAUACUUCCAACGGGGUAAAAUCUUCACCUUCCAAACAUAACGUUCUAGGGUGUCCAUUCUUCCUCAUCAUGGAGAUGGACUUUGAGUAUAAAAGGAAGCAGCAACAUGGCAAUAAGCUUCUGGAACAUGUAAACAGCUUGCGUGGGUCAGCGGAGCUCAUUGACAUAGUCCUGGUUGCUGAGGGACAGAGGUUUCCAUGUCAUCGGGUGGUGUUGGCUUCCUUCAGUUCAUACUUCCGGGCAAUGUUCACCUGUGGCUUGGUGGAAUGUAACCAGACAGAGGUGACCCUCCAUGAUAUAACUGCUGAGAGUGUCUCUAUCAUAUUGGAAUAUGUGUACACUUCACAACUCUAUAUCAACAACCUAACUGUCCAAGGAGUGGCCACUGCCGCCUACUUCAUGCAAAUGGACGACAUCUUUAAAGCCUGCCAAAUGUACAUGAUGGACCACAUGGAUGCCUCAAACUGCAUUGGGAUCCAUUAUUUUGCUAAACAGAUCAGUGCAGAUGACUUGGAGGAGAAGUCCAAGAAGUAUUUAUACAACCACUUUAGUGAAGUUGGCAUGCAUGAAGAAAUAUUGGAGGUUGAUUUUCAGCAGUUGACGGCAAUGAUCAAGUCUGAUGACCUCAAUGUUUCUCGAGAGGAAAGCAUCCUGGAGCUGGUCCUGAAAUGGGUGAACCAUGACAGAAACCAACGUUCUCAGCACCUCAUGGAUCUCUUGAAACAAGUCAGAUUACUACUUGUAGACCCAUCUUUCCUCCGAGAAGCUAGAAAGAGGAAUACGGUGCUCUUGUGUAAUGCUCAAUGCUACGACCUGGUUGAACAGGUCCUAGAGACCAUGGAGAAAUCUGCACAGGUAUCUCCAAGCCUCCGGUAUGGAAUGGAGACCACUAGCCUUCUUCUGUGUCUGGGUAAUAACGCUAUGGGCAUAAGGUCUAAAUAUGGAAGUUAUGGAGACGCUAGCUUCUGUUUUGCUCCUGCCACAGGAAAAAUCUGUUACAUGCCAUCUCCAAAACAGGGAGAGGUUCUGGGCUCGGUCUCCACAGGUGUGGUUACAGAAAAUAAUGACAUUAUUUUGUCUGGUGAAGCUACAGCGGUCCGGUUGUCCAGGCAAAAGGAUAAGCGGGUUGAGAUCUGCAGGUAUCACAACCGGGGGAACUACUGCUGGGAGAAGGUGUGCAGCGCCGAGUACCGGGAGCUCUACGCUCUGGGCAGCGUUUACAACGACAUCUAUCUGAUCGGCGGCCAGAUGAAGCUGAAGAACCAAUACGUCAUCACCAACUGUGUCGAAAAGUAUUUGGCGGAUAACGACAGCUGGAGGAGCGUGUCGCCGCUUCCGUUUCCCCUGGCGUGUCACGCCUCGGUCGCCCUCAAGAACAAGUUUUAUGUGAUGGGCGGCUGGACGCCACAGACAGAGCGUCCUGAUGAUGAACCCAACCGCUUGAGUAAUCGCAUGUUGCAGUAUGACCCCAUCAUUGAUAAAUGGACAGAACUGGCUCCUAUGAAGUAUUCAAAGUAUCGAUUCAGUGUUGCUGUGGUUAACGGAGAAGUCUACGUCUUGGGUGGCAUUGGCUGUGUUGGCCCAGACAAAGGGCAGGCACGAAAGUGUCUUGAUGCCGUGGAGAUUUACAAUGUUGAUGGCAAUUUCUGGAGAGAUGGUCCCGCUAUGCCAUACCCAUUACUCUCUCUGAGAAGUAACUCGAGCAAUGCGGGGACGGUGGAAGGCAAGCUGUAUGUCUGCGGAGGAUAUCGGGGAGCAGACCGACAUGAGGUGAUUACAAAGGAAAUCCUGGAGCUUGACCCGUGGGAGAAUCGGUGGAACGUGGUUUGCACCAGAGCACCCAUGCAUGACUCUUAUGACGUGUGCCUCGUGGCAAGACUGAAUCCGCGGGACCUUCUGCCACCUCCUCGGGACUUAGUGGAGAGGUGACGCGAUAUGAGGAACUGGGGAAUGCUAUCAAUGUUUUGGCAAAAAAUAAACAUGGCCCUCAUUCCGAGUUGUUCGCUCGGUACAUUUCUUCGCAUCGCAGCGAUUUUCCGCUUAAUGCGCAUGCGCAAUAUCCGCAGUGCGACUGCGCCAAGUAAAUUUGCUAUGCAGUUAGGAGUUUUACUCACGGCUUUUUCUUCGCUCAGGCGAUCGGAGUGUGAUUGACAGGAAGUGGGUGUUUCUGGGCGGAAACAGGCCGUUUUAGGGGCGUGUGGGAAAAAACGCUACCGUUUCUGAGAAAAACGCGGGAGUGGCUGGAGAAACGGAGGAGUGUCUGGGCGAACGCUGGGUGUGUUUAUGACGUCAAACCAGGAACGACAAGCACUGAACUGAUCGCAGAUGCCGAGUAAGUCUGGAGCUACUCAGAAACUGCUAAGAGGUGUGUAAUCGCAAUUUUGAGAAUCUUUCGUUCGCAAUUUUACUAUGCUAAGAUUCACUCCCAGUAGGCGGCGGCUUAGCGUGUGCAAUGCUGCUAAAAGCAGCUUGCGAGCGAACAACUCGGAAUGAGGGCCCAUGUUCUUUAGGUUGUGUAGACUUUAGUAAUGGUGGAUUAUAUGGAAUAUGAAUUAUUUACUGCGGAACUGCUUCUUUCUGGCUGCAGGAGAUAGGGAUCUGCUUAGCAACUUGCAAAGACAUAUUUAGUCAGUUUUGGUUAUUUUAUCUUUUUUUUUCCACAGAAAACGUAUGACACACCACACAGUAAUAUGUGACCAGAUUAGACAAAUACUAUGCAAGGCACCAUUUUGGUUUUGCUGGUCAAUGUUACAAACGUAUCGGUGACAGCGGUGUUAGAAUGCAGAAAGGGAAUAAAACAGUAGAGGGGGGAGAAGUGAAUUUGAAAGGCAGAAAACCUGCUAAAAUGGCCGACAAGUCAGUCAGGACUAGACCACAGAAGGGAAAGUGAGGUGUGUAGGAGGUCACUCGCUGCCCCAGACUAUCUGUCUGGAUAAUUAUUUUUUAUAUCAAAUCAUACUUAAGAAAUUGACUAAUAAAUGGUUUUACCCUUA